Molecule: messenger RNA, 708 nt
Organism: Mercenaria mercenaria
Lineage: Eukaryota; Metazoa; Mollusca; Bivalvia; Venerida; Veneridae
Product: zinc finger protein 431-like
Exons: 3
Coding region: 1-708 (235 amino acids)
Biological process (GO): regulation of transcription by RNA polymerase II
Molecular function (GO): RNA polymerase II cis-regulatory region sequence-specific DNA binding; DNA-binding transcription factor activity
Source: RefSeq, a predicted model, not a curated record
AUGCAUUCAGGAGAGAAACUCUUUACAUGUGAUUUUUGUGAUUAUGCAUCUAAUAAAAGCAGUAGUAUAAAAACACAUAUGACAAUACAUACAGGAGAAAAACGCUUUAAAUGUGAUGUUUGUGAUUAUGCAUCUAAUUUUAGUGCUCAUUUGAAAACACAUAUGACAAUACAUACAGGAGAAAAACGCUUUAAAUGUGAUGUUUGUGAUUUUGCAUGUAAUCAAAAUGGUAAUCUGAAAAAACAUAAGGCAAUACAUACAGGAGUAAAACGCUUUAAAUGUGAUGUUUGUGAUUAUACAUGUAAUGAUAGUGGUAAUCUGAAAAGACAUAUGACAAUACAUACAGGAGAGAAACGUUUAAGAUGUGAUGCUUGUGAUUUUGCUUGUAAUGAUAGUGGUUAUCUGAAAAGACAUAUGACAAUACAUACAGGAGAGAAAUGCUUUAAAUGCGAUGUUUGUGACUUUGCAUGUAAUGAUAGUGGUAAUCUGAAAAGACAUAUGACAAUACAUACAGGAGAGAAACGCUUCAAAUGUGACGUUUGUGAUUAUGCAUGUAAUCAGAGAGAACAACGCUUUAGAUGUGAUGUUUGUGAGUUUGCAUGUAAUUAUAGUGGUAAUCUGAAAAGACAUAUGACAAUACAUACAGGAGAGAAACGCUUAAGAUGUGAUGUUUGUGAUUAUGCAAAUUUAUUAACAGAAGUAUUCUGA